This is a messenger RNA of Rotaria sordida, 1134 nucleotides long. NCBI's taxonomy places the organism in Eukaryota, Metazoa, Rotifera, Eurotatoria, Philodinida, Philodinidae. The record is from the annotation of a GenBank genome assembly.
AUGGGAUUAUCAACAAAUUCUUCAUUAAUAAAUGAAACUCUCUAUCAAUUUAUUAAAAGAUUACUUAAUGGAACAGAUUUAUAUAAUCAUCAAGUAGCUGAUUUAAUUGAACCAGAAAAAUAUUCUGUAACUAGUGUUCAUGUUGUUAUAUGGACAUUUACAAUUUUAACAUAUAUUAUUGCAAUUCCACUUAUUAUAAGAAUGUUUCAUUCACGAGCAUAUUUAAAUGUAAUUGACUAUUAUUCUACUCAAAUUAUUCUUUGUGCAUUUAUUGCAUGGAUUCCAGCUUUAAUUCUUCUUUUACAUCAUUGGUUUGAAAUAUUUACAGUACGUCUUUGUCGUUUUCAUUAUGUUAUAUUAUCAGCUAAUGAAGCAGUCCCACUUUUUUUUGUUCUUUAUAUGACUAUUGAACGUUUUCUUUACGCACAUCCAUCAUUACAACAUUAUUGUCCACGAUUUUCUUCAAUGUAUUUUUUACAUUUUUCGACUAUUGCAACUUGGCUUUCUAUUAUUCUUAUUUAUACACUCGCUUCACCAUUUUAUCAAAAUAACUCAAGAGUGAUUUAUUCAACAUACACAACUAAAUACUGUUUAUAUAAUUAUUCAAAAUUAUACAUGCUUGCAACAGCUCGUUCAAUUCUAUAUUUUAUUCUAUUUAUUCCAGCAUUAAUAGCAAUUGGUUUUGUUUUACGUUAUUUUUAUAUUAUGCGUGGUACAAAUCAAAUUCGUCCCAUAGAAAAACUAUGGACAAUACGUGUAACAUCAUUACUUUGUAUACUUAUUUUUUAUGAUAUUUACUUGUAUUAUCUUGAACAUAUAGCUGAAACAUUUAAAUCAUUUUUAUUAGCAUCACUAUUACGUGCUAGUUUUUAUUUAACACAAAUAUUUAUAAUUGCUUGCACAGAACCUUAUUGGCUUGAAUUAUUACUUGAACAAUGUGCAUGUGUAUGUUGCUUAAUAAUAGGUCGAAGACGAAAAACUACAACACCAAUAGCUAUAACAACUGAAACUGAAUUUCAUACUAUGCCACAUUCAUCAUCAAUAGGACAUUAUUCACUUGUUGAUGACAAUAUUGAUGAUGAAUUUGAUCGAGCUUUAAAUGAACCACAACCGACAUUACGUAUUAUUACAUAA